Molecule: messenger RNA, 2835 nt
Organism: Rattus norvegicus (Norway rat)
Lineage: Eukaryota; Metazoa; Chordata; Mammalia; Rodentia; Muridae
Source: RefSeq, a predicted model, not a curated record
UUCCUUCCUUCCUUCCUUCCUUCCUUUUUCGAGACAGAGUCUCACUGUGUACCCUGUCUCUCCUCGAUCUGGCCAUGUAGAUUAGGCUAGCCUCAAACUCACAGAGAUCUUCCCUCUUCCCGCCCCUACUGGGAUCAAAGGCGUAUACCAUCGCACCGGAUCUAAUAGUUAAAACAAGGUAUUUUAACUAUCAAACAAUAGUUAAAAUAGUUCUAAACAAGAAUCACCAGGAACUGGAGGGUACUACCCUGUCACUAUUUAAUACAUAUGUGUUGAUGGGUGCAUGUACGUGUGUGUGGAGGCCAGAGGACAACUUCAGAUACCAUUGUCACGAAUGUCAUCUGUCUCUGUCUCCCCAGUGCUGUGACUACGGUCCAGUGUCCUCACGCCCACUCUCCUAGUCAGGUUCCUGUAGCUGUGACAAAGCCGUCUGACCAAAAGCAAGCUGGGGAAGAAGAGGGUUCAUUCAGCUUACACUUGACAUUGUAGUCCAUCACUGAGGGAAGUCAGGACAGGAACUCAUACAGGGCAGGAACCUGGAGGCAGGAGCUGAUGCAGAGGCCAUGGAGGGUGCCACUUACUGGCUUGUUCUUCAUGGCUUGCUCACCCUGCUUUCUUAAAGAACCAGGACCACCAGCCCAGAGAUGGCACCACCCUCAACGGACCCUCCCACCCUUGAGAAAAUGCCUUACAGCUGGAUCUCAUAAAGGCAUUUCCUUAACUGAGGCUCCUCCUCUCUAAUGGCUCUAGCUUGUGUCCAGUUGACAUAAAACUAACCUCUUAAAAAUAUUUAUUUUACGGGUUAGGGAUUUAGCUCAGUGGUAGAGUGUUUGCCUAGCAAGCGCAAGGCCCUGGGUUCGGUCCCCAGUUCCGAAAAAAAAAAAAAUUUAUUUUAGCUGGGUGGUGGUAACACAUGUCAUUAAUCCCAGCACUCUGAAGGCACAGGCAGACAGAUCUCUGAGUUUGAGGCCAGCCUGGUCUACAAAGUAAGUUCUAGGUCAGCCACAUACAAACAAAGGAUUUAUAUCACUGGUUCAUACACAUGUAUGUGCAGUGGUGCAUUUGUGCAUACAUGGAGCCUAGAAGAGGGUAUUGGAGUUACAGGCAUUUUGCUUGUUAAAGGGACGCUGAGUUCCAAACUCUGGUCCUCAUGAUUGUGUAGCAAACACUCUUAAACCCUGGGCCUUUUCUCCAAUCCUCUGCUUUUCUGUGUGGGAGUCAGGCUCAGGUACUCACACACAAAAGGUAAAUGAUUUACAGCUGAGCCAUCUCCACAUUUUGCAAAUUUAAUUUUUACAUUCAAAUACUAUGAAAUGUGCACAUUAAUAACUUUUGUGGGGUUUCGUUUUUCAUGACAGGGUUUCUUUGUGUAGCCUUGGCUGUCCUAGAACUCACUCUGUAGACAAGGCUGGCCUUGAACUCACAGAGAUUCUCUUGCUUCUGCCUCCUGAGUGCUGGGAGUAAAGGUGUGUGUCACCACUACCUGACUUACUUUUAAGGUGUGGUCUGAGAUUGGAAAAGGCUUUCUAGAUGGGUCACUUGAUAAAAACACCACUCGGAAAAACCAGUAUCAAGAGGCUCUCAUGCAAUUGGAAGCUAUUUUAAAGAAAAUCAUAAAGGAACGAAAAGGAGGGGACUUCAGUCAACAUACCUUCAUUGACUCCUUAGUACAGAGAAACCUUAAUGAGCAGCAGAUCCUAGAGGACAGUGUGGUGUUCUCUCUGGCCGGCUGCAUAGUAACCGCAAGGUUGUGUACCUGGGCCAUUCACUUCCUAACAACAGCUGAAGAAGUUCAGAAGAAGCUACACAAGGAGGUAGACCACGUUUUGGGGAAGGGUCCUAUUACUUCAGAGAAAAUCGAGCAGCUCAGAUAUUGCCAGCAAGUACUUUGUGAAACCGUUCGGACUGCCAAACUAACUCCAGUUUCUGCCCAGCUUCAAGAUAUCGAAGGAAAAGUGGGUCCAUUCAUUAUUCCUAAGGAGACGCUCGUCCUUUAUGCCCUCGGAGUGGUUCUUCAGGACGCCAGCACUUGGCCAUCACCACACAAGUUUGAUCCAGACCGCUUUGCUGACGAGCCAGUGAUGAAAGUGUUUUCUUCUCUUGGCUUCUCAGGCACAUGGGAAUGUCCAGAACUGAGGUUUGCUUACGUGGUGACCACAGUGCUUGUGAGUGUGUUGCUGAAGAAGCUACAUCUGCUUGCUGUAGACAGACAAGUUUUUGAAAUGAAGUAUGAACUGGUCACGUCCUGCAGGGAGGAAGCUUGGAUCACUGUCUCCGAAAGACACUAGACGUUUAUGCACUUAAAGUCUGUUAAGAAUAUGAAGGGAAAUGCCCAGUUAGAAUGUGCUGAGUUCCUUUAUAAACCCAGUAUCCUUUUGUGAUAUAAAUUUGGAUUUUUAUAUGUCAAAAUUUCUUAAUGUAUGAUAUAUGUUUAUACUUAUAUUGACAACUUUAAUAGGAAAGUUUGAUUUUCUUUUAAUUUGCAUCAUCAUCUAAGCCAUUUUUUAAUUUUUAUUAUUAUUGGGGGGCAAUGGCUUUUGAGACGGGGUUUCUCUGUAUAGCCCUGGCUACUCUGGAACUCACUCUUUAGACCAAGCUGGCCUCAAACUCACAGAGAGCCACCUGCCCCUGCCUCCAGAGUGCUGGGAUCAAAGUCAUGUGCCACCACCUCCUGGCUAAGCCAUUUUUUAAACUUGAUGUUCUUAGUUUGAUCUCGCAGAUGAGUAAUCUUAGAGAAGUCUUUUGUGCAAGCUGGAGAAUCACGUUUUCUGGAUAUUCAUAAAAGAGAAACACAACGUUGCUUUUCGCAUUUCUAAUAAAUCACCUAUCAUUCUA